GGUCAGCCCAGAGAAGGGGUGGGCUCCCCCCCCCCGCCUCUCUUCAGAACAGAGUCGGGGAGAUGCCGCUGGGGAGGACCUGCAGGCAGGGGUUCAGGACAGAAGAGUCCCACGCAGGGACAAGGAUGAGGCCAGCAGCCCCUGGGACCUUGGGCCACGGCUGCCCCGCAGGGACAGUGGAGGGAGGGGUCAGGCCACCCUCAGGGGCCUGCUUCAGGGCUGCUGUGUGGACGUGGUGGGGAUGGCAGGGAGAGCUAGAGACAGCCUGAGCAGUCGAGCAGCCCGGUAAAGGCUGGUGACCCUGAGUUUGUUCUCAUGUCUUCAGAAACAUUUUAAAGGUACGGUAGAAAUUUCAAACCAUGCAGGCGGAAGGAGCACAGAUGGCAUGUGUGUGCGUGUGUCAGAGGUCAUCCUGCAGGCGGUCGCUCCCACCUGUGCUCAGACACAAGCAGGAACUCGGAGUGACCGUAACUGACACAGUGUUUGCAACUUGCUGGCUUCUCCCUCCCGCUUCAGCCCGCUUCGGCUGACCUGCUAGGGCCCCUGUAACACAGCGCACAAACCAGGGGCUGAAACAGCAGAUGUUCACUCUCGCAGUCCGGAGGCCAGAGGGCCGAGGCCAAGGUGUGGGCAGGCUGGUUCCUCCCGGUGGUUUUCUGGCCAUCUUCAUUUUUUUGUGGGGGACAGGGGUAAGGGUUAGGUUUAUUUAUUAUUUUGUGGAGGUGCUGGUGAUAGAACCCAGGACCUCGUACAUGUUAAGCACGUGCUCUACCACUGAGCUGUACCCUCCCCUGGGCCGUCUUUGGAGCCCUUGGCUUGAACGAGUGCCACACCCAUCUCUGCCUCCACUCGGUGUGUCCGUGUCAAAAUCUCCCUUUUAUAAGAACAUGGGUAUAUUGGCUUAGGGCCCAUCUUAAUGUUCUCAUCUUGAUUACCUCUGUAAAAACCCCAUCUCCAAAUAUGGUCAUACUCUGAGGUGUUGGGGGCUGGGGGCUAGGACUUCAACAUAUGAAUUGGGUUGGGAGAAGGGACACAGUUCAGCCCAUAACACCACUGACCCUCAGGCUAACCAGACCCACCUCCUCCAUCCUCUGCUGCGGACACGCCAGGACUGUCCCACACCCAGGGGGAUGGUGAACCUGUUUAUUGGUCCCUCGUGUACUUAUGGGGACUUCGAGGUGAUGGCUGCUGAUUACCUGGUGAUACUCACCCCCAGGAAUGUGCUUCCCAGAAUAUGGUUGCUAUAUUUCUGGCUGUUGUGACCACAAACUGUCUUGUUCUGCUUUGUCCCUGAAGUAAGUGCAGUGAAACACUUGUGUAUUCUGUGGGUGUGUUUUAUUUCCUUUCUUGGGAACCACCUGCUCACGUGUCCAUUUCGCCAUUUUCCUUACGACUUGUAAGGGGGUUUUAGACACAGGACAUCUGAUGAAUGGGCGCAGGUGAGGAGGGGAGGCAUCGUGUGUGCCAGGGAAGCAGGAAGCAGCUGGGGUGACCCCUCCCCCCCGGUUGUGGAGCAGCAGCCCCCUGGUGCUGGGACAGAGGCAGGUGGAGGGGAGGUCCAGGCCCCAGAGGGGAGCCGGGCGCUGAGCUCUGUAGUAUGUCGAGGUCAGCCCCAGGCUGGAAGGGUAGCCUGAGCCAGGAGCCCUGACCAGUGCUGGGUUCCAGGAGAGGCGGCCAGGCAGGAGACCUGGGCUUGGAGAGGAAGGCUCCUGCAGGUCCCACGUGCUGCCGCCAGGCGGCGCCGGGCCUCCGCGGCCCAGGGCCUCGCUGCCCCUCCCUGAGGCCCCUCCCACCGAAGCUGAGCCCUGGUGUGGGAAGCUGGGAGUGUGGCCCCUGCAGGGACUGGCAGGGGCACACCUGUGGGGCACCAACUCCCCCAACCACCCCUGGGCUUUUCCUUCUAGUCCAGGGCGACUGGGGGCUGGCUGGCAGUCUCUCUGGGUCAGAAGACUGUAGCUUCUAACCACCUCUCCCAACCCCCUUGGGGUUCUUCCUUCAAAGGUUGAGAGCAGAGAGAAGCCAGCCCCGAGCCCACGAGGGAGGGGCGGGGUGUGGGGCCGUCUGGGUAAAGACGCCUGAGCCGGCCCGUCCUCCGCGGGCAGCUUGGAACGUGGCCCCGCCCCGCGGGAGUGGCGCUCUGUCCGAGCUCAGGAGGUGGGAGGGGGAGUCCCUUCCAAGCGGCUUGUCACUUGUGAUGCCCUGGUGGGCGAUGGGGUAACAGGCUGUGGCCAGGCUGUUCACUUCUCCUGCCCACUCCUUGGCUUUCCGGGCUGGGUGCCCUGACAGACAGCAGGGUGUCCACUGCCAGGAGGGCUGCUAGGCUCAUGGCAGGGGUGGUCCUGAUCCAAGGCUGCCCCCUGUCCCAGGCAGGCAGCCCGCUUUCCCUGACUAGCAGCCCACUGCUCUCAUCCUCCACCCCUGCCCCCCUCACCCCAACACAGAGGCCCUCAGGUCCAGCUCCCAGCACUCAGCUCCCCUCAUGGUCACACCCUUAUGUUCCCGCCGCCUAGGUGUCUCCACAGGGCGGGGCCCUGGGCUGUGGAGGGCGGGGCGCUCAGGGAACCUUAAAGAGCUCCCCAGGUCCCCGCCCAGGCCUUGCUGCCGCAGUCCCCACCAUGGCUGAGACGGCCAAGCUCCAGCUGUUUGUCAAGGCAAGCGAGGACGGCGAAAGCGUGGGACACUGCCCUUCUUGUCAGAGGCUUUUCAUGAUCCUGCUUCUCAAGGGCGUGCCCUUCACCCUCACCACCGUGGACACCCGCAGGUCCCCAGAUGUGCUGAAGGACUUCGCCCCUGGCUCGCAGCUGCCCAUCCUGCUCUAUGACGGUGACGCCAAAACGGACACGCUGCAGAUCGAGGAGUUUCUGGAGGAGACGCUAGGCCCACCUGAAUUCCCCAGCCUGGCGCCCAGAUACCGGGAGUCCAUCGCGGCGGGCAACGACGUCUUUCACAAAUUCUCCGCCUACAUCAAGAACCCAGUGCCCGCCCAGGAUGAUGCCCUGUACCAGCAGCUGCUGCGCGCCCUCGCCAAGCUGGACAGCUACCUGCGCGCGCCCCUGGAGCACGAACUGGUGCGGGAGCCGAAGCUGCGCGAGUCGCGCCGCCGCUUCCUAGACGGCGAUCAGCUCACGCUGGCCGACUGCGGCCUGCUGCCCAAGCUGCACGUCGUCAACACGGUGUGCGCGCACUUCCGCCAGACGCCCAUCCCGGAUGAGCUGCGCGGGCUCCGCCGCUACCUGGACAGCGCCCUGCAGGAGAAGGAGUUCAAGUACACGUGUCCGCACAGCGCAGAGAUCUUGGCGGCCUACCGGCCCGCCGUGCGCCCUCGCUAGCGUCCCCGCCUCCCCCGCCACCCCGCCCACUCGUCUGCAGCCCCAUAAAGGCAUCUCUGCCUCAGUGAGUGUGUCCGCACAUCCGAAGGACCGGGACCCCCCCGAUUUCUGCCACCUCUAAGCUCCCACUGUGAGUCUCAGCUCCAGAGGACAGCCCGGAAGGAUUGGCGGAGAGCCAGGUGGGCGGGGCCAUCCCUCUACUCGUCAGGGAUGGUGGGACUGGACUGGGCUCCCAAACCAGUCAGGCCAGGGCAGGGUGGAAGGAUGGUCGAGGAGGGUGGGGAGCAGAGCCUGAUCUGGGCAACUCAGGGCUCCAGGCCAGAGGACAGGCGGGCCCACAUUCCUCUGCUCCGCCCCAGGUGGCAUGCAGGCCACUCCCAUCUCCUGCAAGAUCUACUGUGUUCCUCGUGGGGGUCUGCAUCACUGAGGCGUAGGCCCCUGUGCCCGGUGGGGUGGGAAGAGUUCCACCCUGGCAGAACCCUGGCCCUGCCUUGCACAGCCCUGUCAGCUCCUGGGCUGGCCAGGCAGGACAGCUGGGCAGGGCGGGAGAGCUCAGGCAACUCCACCUGGGAGCUCGAAGUCUGAUGCAUCUGUUUACCUUCUGCGGCCCAGUGCCCAGCUCACAGGCAGUGGCGGGGGGG
Messenger RNA from Camelus dromedarius (Arabian camel), 3970 nucleotides. It is a transcript of the gene CLIC3, whose product is annotated as chloride intracellular channel 3. Bases 2616 to 3329 code for a protein of 237 amino acids. The record is from RefSeq and is a predicted model, not a curated record. Lineage: Eukaryota; Metazoa; Chordata; Mammalia; Artiodactyla; Camelidae. The transcript is spliced from 6 exons.